This is a messenger RNA of Hemibagrus wyckioides, 1128 nucleotides long. RefSeq names its product potassium inwardly rectifying channel subfamily J member 1b (gene kcnj1b). The transcript has a single exon. Gene Ontology annotation, cellular component: plasma membrane. The coding region runs from base 1 to 1128 and encodes 375 amino acids. Gene Ontology annotation, molecular function: ATP-activated inward rectifier potassium channel activity. The record is from RefSeq and is a predicted model, not a curated record. Gene Ontology annotation, biological process: potassium ion import across plasma membrane; regulation of monoatomic ion transmembrane transport. Lineage: Eukaryota; Metazoa; Chordata; Actinopteri; Siluriformes; Bagridae.
AUGUUGCAGUUCAUCCGCAAGGAAGUUCAUGAUCAUGUAUCGGAACGUAGGAUUCAACGGACGCGACUUGUGACCAAGGACGGUCACUGUAACAUUGAAUUUGGCAAUGUUGCGUAUCACAGCCAUUUUGCUUACCUGAUGGACUUUUGGACCACCUUUGUUGAGAUCAGAUGGCGUUUUGUUAUACUUUCUUUUGUCGCUGCUUUCACAGGGAGCUGGUUUGUCUUCGGCCUGUUGUGGUACCUUAUUGCAAAAAGCAACGGGGACCUAGAGGGAGAAAACCUUCCAGAUGGCCAUUUAAAGUGUAUUGAAAACAUAAAUGGUCUCACAAGUGCCUUUCUUUAUUCCUUAGAGACACAGACGACCAUUGGAUAUGGAGGACGAGCUUUGACAGGUCACUGUGCCGAGACUGUAGCCCUUCUCGUCAUCCAGUCUCUAGUGGGUGCCAUUAUAAACUGCUUCAUGUGCGGCCUGAUUCUGGCCAAAAUCUCCCUACCGAAAAACCGAGCCAAGACCGUUACCUUUAGUGACACGGCUGUGAUCUGUUUGAAAAACGAAAGUAUGUGCUUGCAGAUACGAGUUGCUAACCUUCGGAAGACGCUGCUCAUUGGCAGCCAUAUUUACGGCAAGCUUUUGAAAACCAGCGUCACCCCAGAUGGAGAACCUGUCAUUCUGGACCAGAUUAAUGUUGACUUCAUGGUGGAUGCUGGUAAGGACAACCUCUUCUUCGUUUGUCCGCUGACGCUGUGCCAUGUAAUUGACAGUUCUAGUCCUUUUUCAGAGAUGACUGCUGAUACUCUUCAGCAGCAGGACAUUGAGCUGGUGGUCUUUUUGGAAGGCAUGGCUGAAUCCACAAGCUCCUCAUGCCAGGUUCGCACGUCCUACAUCCCAUGUGAGAUCCAGUGGGGUUACUGCUUCCUGCCCAUCAUCUCCCGAACCAAAGGGGGCAAAUACCAUGUUGACUUUUCUAAUUUCUCCAAAACCGUUCCAGUAGCCACACCUCACUGCUCCAGCUGCUAUCUAAAUGAACUCAACAGAGAACUUCACCAGCAUGGACAGCAAGGCUUCGACAACCCUGGGUUUGAGGUAGUAACUACAGAAGAUUUGAUGGCCAAUGCGCAAAUGUAG